GUCUCGCGAGAGUUUCUUCUUGACACAGCCGUUAGCUGUGGUUAGCUGUAGCCUUACUACAUCUUCAACCCCGUUAUUUUUUAGCCUGUUUACAUCUAGUCUCCAUUAAAAGUAUGCCGAAUAGUCUAUUAGCAGCUCCUGUUUGCAGUGUACUCAUGGAUGUACAGACAACUACCACUGGAUUACUGUGAUACCGAAGAAAACUUAAAAACACGACGAUUCUCAGGCUAGUUCUGCAGCGUCUCUCUUCCUCUGAUUUCGGGGCGAAUUCGUGGACGUUUACUCAAGAUAAAGAUAUCCUCAGAAAGUCCCUGGUCUGACAACAUGAAGCGCUGCCUCGGAUUAUUCCUGCUGGUUUGUUGUGGGAUGCUUCAUCUGGGUUCUGCACUUCGCUGUUACAAGUGCUCUGAUUACACCGGACGCUGUCAGAAUGUGCAAGAGUGCACGUAUGAAGACUCCUGUAUAUCUCUGAGUGAGAGAGGUGGGAAGACCAUUCGUCAGUGUAUCAGGUACACCGACUGUGACAACUCUCGUCUCAGCCAGAUGUUCCCGGCGAUCUCCGGCUUCACCUACCGCUGCUGUAGUAGCAACCUGUGCAACUCUGGCAUCACUAACGCGGCCCCGCCGGUCCUGACUCUGGUUCUGGCUGUGGCGGGAUCCCUGCUGAGUGUUUGGUGGUUCUGGGUCUAAAAUAUCGGUUUAGUGUUUCAGGAUUUAAUGACUGUAAAGUUAACAUGAAUUAAACUGAGUGUUUGUGUUUAGUCUCCUGUGGCUCGUACAGGUUCUCAGGUCAAUAAGGAAUGACUUUUUCAUUUUAUACUUUUCCCAGUUUAACAAUAAAUACAAGAAGAAAUAAA
Messenger RNA from Sebastes umbrosus (honeycomb rockfish), 857 nucleotides. RefSeq names its product CD59 molecule (CD59 blood group) (gene cd59b). The coding region runs from base 325 to 690 and encodes 121 amino acids. The record is from RefSeq and is a predicted model, not a curated record. The transcript has 4 exons. Lineage: Eukaryota; Metazoa; Chordata; Actinopteri; Perciformes; Sebastidae.